UUUACACCAUCGUGCCGCCGAAAUAUGGAUUUUGUCUUCAAAGCAUUCUUCCUACAAUUCCUCCUAUUCGGAGUGCUGGUCCCAGUCGUACGACCGCAAACCGGAGGGACGGACUGCCGCGGCAAGGACUAUCUGUGCCUGGACGAUGUGCAAUUUCAGCUUUGUGUAGAUUAUGGUGACGGGGUGCCGAAAACCGUCAACGACGAGGUGCAGCAGUGCCCGCAGGGAACGUUCUGUAGCAACAGUGGCCACUUUGAGUGUGACUCGUUUGUACCGCCGUCCACCACAGCCGAGCCGCACGUUGACGUCGGCGAGAGUGAAACGGAGAAUGGACCAGUGGAACCGGUGGAAGAAGAAGCCACAUUGCCGGUGCAGGAGCAGGAGGAAGCCACAUUGCCGGUCCUGGUGGAGGAAACCGAAGAGGGUUCGCCACUUGAACCAGCAGCCACCGGAGAGGAUGAUACUGACACGACCCCGAAAGAGGUGCUCGUUGAGGGGGAAGUCACCGAAGUGGUUGCCACUGAAGAGCCCGCCGGGGAAUCUUCUCCUUCGCCCGUUGAGGUGACGACUAACGAGCAGGCUGAAGAGUCAUCUGAUGUAGCGUCGGAAGGAACGGAAGUGCCGGAAGAAUCGGACACCAAUGCCGACACAACGGUAGCAAGCGAAGCUGAGGCAGAACAAACCACUGAAGAUUCGGCAUCUCAAUCAAGUGUCGCUGCUGAAACAGAGGGCACCGAGGCUGAGGUUGAGUCAAAUCCCACCACAGUUGAACAGUCCGUGGAAGCUACCACGCAAUCAAGCGAAACCGAAAACACCCAAGCGCCAGUAGAACCGUCAACUGCUGAAGUUCCAGAAGCGACAAAUCCCACCGAAGAAGAGGUAACUAACUCGCCCGAGGUGUCUACGGAUGCAGAGGAACAGAGCACGGCCACUGAACAAGAACCCAGCGAAACGGAAUCCCCCGCAGUUGAAGGCACUGAAGGAGCUGAUUCGAGUGCGGUUCCAGAAAAUACCGAGUCGAACACCGAGGAAGGUUCUGAAGGCGCUAGCACCAAUCAACCCGAAGAACCAGUUCCAUCCUCCGAAGUCCCCGAGGUUGAACCAACAACUGAAGAUUCCGUAACCGAGGGAGAGUUGGAAACAUCUUCUGCCAGUGCCUCUGAGACCGUCACUGAAGGGGAUUCCCAGCCGGAACAAUCAACGGAAGGUGUUCCUUCGACUGAGGCUUCAAGCAACCCGGAGACGGAGACUGAGGUACCCCAAACGAGCAGUGUGGCUCCGGAGGUAUCUACGGAUGAGCCGGAGGUUACCGAAUCAACCAGCGUUAGUUCUGAACCAUCAGAGACCACCGAGCAGGAAACGGUUACCGAAGAAGUCACCUCGGAAGUCGCGCCCUCUGAAGCUAGCCCCACGGAAUCAACCGAAGCCAGCACGACUGCCGCUCCGACUACCCCCGGACCAUUCGUGUGCCAAGCUGCCGGACGGUUUGCGCAUCCGACCGAUUGCCACAAGUACUACAUCUGCUUUUGGCUGCCAUUCGGCCUGUACAGCCUCGAGCAGAACUGUCUGGUAGGGUUCGCCUACAACCCAACCCUGGAACGCUGCACGGCCGAUCAGAGUGUCUGCUUCCCGGGCCAGUUUACGUGUACUGCCCCCGGCCGCUUCCCGGAUCCGGCCGAUCCAACCCAUUACUUCUGGUGCGUUUGGAACAUGUUCGGUGGCUACCUGCAGUACAACCUGCAGUGUCCCCUGGGGCAAGUGUUCAACCCACUCCGAGCACGCUGCACGUUCGUCGUCGCUGGCCGUGCCCUAUCCUUGGAGCCACUGAACGAAGAGGAGCUACCAGUUGAGGUCGAAUCUCCCGAAGAAUCAUCCCAGGCCGAUCAGUCGGACGAACCUAACGAUCACGACCAGUCUGUGGAGCCCGUGGAGUCGGUCGAACCGAUGGAUUCGGUAGAGCCUGUGAAUCCCGUCGAACCAGUGAAUCCGGUGGAGCCCGUGGCCCCGGCAGAGAACCAACCGAAGCUGAAGGUUAAGUUUCAGUGCCUCGAAGAGGGUACAUUCGCUGACCCCAACAACUGUGGUCGCUACUUCGUGUGCACCCUCAAGAAGCUGGACAAAUUCAAGAAGAGCAAAUUCAAGUGCGUCACCGGUGAACGGUUCGACGAACUCGUCGGCGCCUGUGUGCCCGAUGUGGACGCUCUUUGCGCUUAAACUUGUGAGAUCAGUAUGAAGUAACAUUUGAAAUAGGAAAUGCGACCAUACAAGAAUGAAUAAAAUAUUUAUCAGUUAUUUAUUAUUACUGCAAGUCAGAAAAUAGGCAAUAUCAUAUGACGUCUAAAGUUUACAAAUUGGUAAUAAAAACAAAAUUUGGUAAA
This is a messenger RNA of Anopheles coustani, 2378 nucleotides long. RefSeq names its product mucin-22-like. The record is from RefSeq and is a predicted model, not a curated record. Bases 25 to 2214 code for a protein of 729 amino acids. Gene Ontology annotation, molecular function: chitin binding. The transcript is spliced from 3 exons. Gene Ontology annotation, cellular component: extracellular region. NCBI's taxonomy places the organism in Eukaryota, Metazoa, Arthropoda, Insecta, Diptera, Culicidae.